UUUUGACAUAUCUUGAAUUUUGGCGGAGCUGCCUUAUGCGCCUUGAGAAGCACAAAAUUUCCCUCCAUCGCAAUUUCCGCUUGGCCAGUCAGAAAGGCGAAAGAAAAUGACAGAGAUUCAAGGAAACACUGAGAAAAUGGACAAACGGAAGAACCAAAGUAAGCUCUUAGUCUUCACCGGCGGCGCUGCUCUUCUCGCCGUCGCCGUGAACCUUGCAAUUGUAGCCAUCAGCAAACGGAAGAAGAAGAAAGAACUUCCAGGAUUUGAGCUACGCGUCAACCUCUCGCCAUCUGAGAUUCUGAACCUAGCAGAUAAAAUUAUUGCGAAGUCGAAGAAGGUUCAUGAUACUGUUGCGUCUGUUCCUCCUAACAAGGUUACAUAUUCGAAUGUAAUUUCACCACUGGCUGAUUUAGAGGCUGAACAAUUUCCACUAGUACAAUCAUGUGUGUUUCCAAAACUAAUAUCUACUUCAGACGAUGUGCGUGUAGCAAGUGCUGAAGCAGAGCAGAGAAUAGAUGCUCAUGUUCAGAUGUGCAGCAAACGUGAAGAUGUGUAUCGUGUUGUCAAAGCCUUUUCUACAAGAGGGGAGCAGACAAGUGCUGAACAGAAGUGUUUUAUCCAAUGUUUGGUUAGAGACUUUGAGCGGAAUGGCUUAAACCUUACUUCAUCAAAGAGGGAGGAAUUGCUGCGAUUGAGGGGGCAAAUUGAAGAGCUAAGCCUAAGAUAUAUUCAAAAUCUGAACGAUGAUGGUACAUGCAUCCCUCUUAGCGAGGCUGAAUUGGAUGGCUUACCAAAAGAAUUUUUUGAGAGUCUUGAUAAAACUGAAAAUGGUAAGUUUAAGGUGAUCAUGCGAAACCAUCACACUGCGGCAGUGUUAGAACAUUGCAAGGUAGGCACGACAAGGAGGAUGGUGGCAACGACAUAUGGAAAGAGGUGUGGAGAAGUGAAUCUUUCUAUUCUAGAAAAUUUGGUUCAUCUGCGACACAAAUUUGCCCGCUUACAAGGCUAUUCAAACUAUGCAGACUAUGCUGUUCAUUAUAGAAUGGCAAGGUCAUCCGCUAAGGUAUUUGAAUUCUUGGAGAAAAUCUCUGAUAGUUUAACAGAUUUGGCUGCCAAGGAACUUGCAAGCUUAAAGGACCUAAAGAAGCAAGAGGAAGGAGAAAGUCCAUUUGGUAUUGAGGAUCUAUUAUACUAUGUAAAAAAGGUAGAAGAUCAAGAAUUCAACCUGGACUUUGUGACUGUCAAGCAAUACUUUCCAGUCUCUUUGGUUUUAUCUGGGAUCUUCAAGAUAAUGCAAGACCUCUUCGGUUUGAGGUUUGAGGAAGUGAUGGAUGCUGAGGUUUGGCAUAGUGACGUUAAGUUAUAUUCAGUCUUUGAUCUCAACUCUGGUGAACUAAUUGGUUACUUCUUCCUUGAUCUAUACACAAGGGAGGGAAAAUACAUUCAUACGUGUGUGGUGGCCCUUCAAAACAGUGCAUUACUAUCCAAUGGGACACGGCAGAUACCAGUGGCAUUAUUGAUAUCUCAAUUACAGAAGGAUGUUGAUGGUCAUGCUGGGUUGAUGCGAUUCACUGAAGUGGUUAAUCUUUUCCACGAGUUUGGCCAUGUGGUUCAACAUAUUUGCAAUCGUGCAUCAUUUACUAGGAUCUCAGGGCUGCGUGUUGAUCCUGACUUUGUUGAGAUCCCUGCUCAGAUUCUAGAAAACUGGUGCUAUGAAAGUGUUUCUUUGAAGUUGUUAUCUGGUUUUCAUCAGGAUAUUACAGUGCCCAUCAAGGAUGAAGUAUGUGAAUCACUGAAAAAGUGGCGACAUUCUUUUUCUGCACUGAAAUUGAAGCAAGAAGUUCUUUAUUGUCUUUUUGAUCAAAUCAUACAUUGUGCUGAAAAUGUUGACAUCGUUGAAUUAUUCAAGCAUCUCCAUUCAAAGGUAAUGCUAGGUUUGCCCAUGCUAGAAGGAACCAAUCCUGCUUCAUGCUUUCCAUGUAGUGCUAUUGGUUAUGAAGCUGCCUGCUACAGUCGUAUAUGGAGUGAGGUUUUUUCUGCUGAUAUUUUUUUCUCAAAGUUUCGCGGUAAUCUUUUGAACCAAUAUAUUGGCUUGCAGUUCAGAAACAAGAUACUGCCAUUGUCCAGUUUCUCUUUUAUAAAGUAUCCGUCAAUCUCCACAUGUUUCAUUCGAUCAUGUUGUACUGGAUUAUUGGUGAUGCUUAUAGCAACUUUAUUAUCACAAUAG
Benincasa hispida (wax gourd) is the source of this 2227-nucleotide messenger RNA. The record is from RefSeq and is a predicted model, not a curated record. Lineage: Eukaryota; Viridiplantae; Streptophyta; Magnoliopsida; Cucurbitales; Cucurbitaceae.